AUGCUCGCUUUCAUUCGUUUAUUCAUCCUUACUGCUCCAAUCGCGCUGGCCACCCCUCUUGUGCAUACAGCUCGCGACGAGACACAGGGACAACCAGUUAGCGUCGCGCGCACCGCCGAUCGUACGGUCGAAGCCUCGGCCCUUUUUGGCACGACAUCCGACAGCCCCAACUUUACCGAGAUCCCGACCGGUUUGUGCAUCGUGCCCAAGUACGCCGAUGAGGCUGGGAUAGGCGAGGAGAAGACUCCUUUGAUCGCCCAGCAGGCUUUGGAUAUGUGUCCACGGGCCCAGCGUAUUGCGGUAAUGUCUGUGACAACUAGAGUUCCGGCUCAGACAGCUGCGGGAGGGUCUUCAAAGAGUCCAUAG
This is a messenger RNA of Rhizoctonia solani, 366 nucleotides long. RefSeq lists its product as uncharacterized. The transcript is spliced from 3 exons. The record is from RefSeq and is a predicted model, not a curated record. NCBI's taxonomy places the organism in Eukaryota, Fungi, Basidiomycota, Agaricomycetes, Cantharellales, Ceratobasidiaceae. Bases 1 to 366 code for a protein of 121 amino acids.